Messenger RNA from Asterias rubens (European starfish), 2471 nucleotides. RefSeq names its product E3 ubiquitin-protein ligase TRIM56-like. Gene Ontology annotation, molecular function: ubiquitin-protein transferase activity; zinc ion binding. The transcript has 2 exons. Bases 131 to 2071 code for a protein of 646 amino acids. Gene Ontology annotation, cellular component: chromatin; nucleoplasm. The record is from RefSeq and is a predicted model, not a curated record. NCBI's taxonomy places the organism in Eukaryota, Metazoa, Echinodermata, Asteroidea, Forcipulatida, Asteriidae. Gene Ontology annotation, biological process: positive regulation of DNA-templated transcription.
ACUAUCAUUGCAAUCAUAGAGUUGCACCUAGAAUCUGAACAGAGGACCCAAACUUUUAGAAAUGUCUCUUAAAUUCAAUUAUUGAGACUGAUGCUUCAGUGAACAGAGGAAGACUUCGCUAAUCUUUAAGAUGGCCUCCAACGUCACAGUCAAUUCUUUACUUGAUAAGAUCAGUAAGGAUCAUCUAGAAUGUCCAAUAUGCACCAAUCGCUUCAUCAAUCCAACAAUGCUAGACUGUCUACACAGCUUCUGCUUCACAUGCAUCAAGGAGCUUCACCAACAAGAUCCUAACAACUCCAUCCUACUGUGUCCUCUGUGCAGAAAGAAAACAACACUAGAAGACAACAGGGUUGACAGUCUACCUAAAGACUUUAAACUGAACGCCCUGGGGGAUGAAGUUAGUGAUCACGAGCGACUCAUUGAGGGUCAUAGGUCAAAGGUUAAAUGUCAAGCCUGUGAUGAAGAGAAUGAAGCAGUUUCAAGAUGUAUGGAGUGCGAGUAUUUCCUCUGUUGUGAAUGCCAACGAGCUCAUCAGCGAUUAGCUUUCAUGAAAUCUCAUCAAAUCCGAACACUCGCUCAGUUACAAGCAGAUGGAGUUACAUAUGAGAGUCAAGGUGAAUCAAACAUCCCCAAGUUAGAGUCAUAUGAUAAGUAUUGUCAAACGUGCCUGAAGUUAGCAGUCACAACUUGCAGCAACCCAGAUAAAGACAGUCCAAAACAUGAUGUUAUUGGUGUUCCAGAGAUCUUAAUUAACUUGGUUUCUAAACUGAAGACGCAUCAAAAUGAUAUUCACACUGCCAUAGUAGAUAUUAAAGACGCUCGUAGCAAGCUGGAUCAAGCACUGAUCACAACUGAAAGUAAAAUUACCCAGAACGCUGCCAAGAAAUUUGCUGAGAUCACUGAGGAGGAGAAGAAACUGAAGGAAGAGGUGAAGAGGAUUUACCAAGACAGAAUCAAAACCUUUGAAACUGCGGAGGAAACCUACAGCAAAGAGAAAGUCCAGGCAGAGCGUAAGCUGGAUGAGGUGAAUAAACUAAUGGCUCAAACAAGUCGCAAUAAGUUUCUGGAUCUUAAAGAAGAACUUCUUCCUAAUCUUGAUGAACUGACGAGUGAGAAAGCUCCUACAAGGCUCUCGUUUAUGGACUUUGAAGAAGAUGAAGGGUUACUGGGAAGACUGGUGUUAGAAGACGAGCAAAGCUUUAAAGAAGAUUCCAUGGCUGAGAUAGCUUUUGGUCUUGAUAGACUCAGCAUACAACAAGAUUGGCGACUGAAACAACAGUUUAAACUAUAUGGUAUUGAGCCUUAUUCCAUCAAUAGUGUCACUGCGUUCUCCAACAAUGAAAUAAUCAUGGCAGAUAUCCAAAAUAAUCAUUUGAUUAGAACGUCAUUAAAAGAUAACGGCUGUUAUGAUACACGGGACAAUCCACAAAGACUAAAACUGACCGAUCUCAACAAUCCAUAUAGAGCUGCUGUGAACAAAAAAGAUCAACUUCUUGUUCUCGAUGGUCGAUCAAUUAAAGUCUUCAGUCAGAACUAUCAACUCCUUCAUCAGUUCACACCAGGGGCAAGAUCAGGACGAUGGCCAUCAUGCCUAGCAGUGUCCGACAAUAACCAAAUAGCAGUGGGUUACAAGAAUAAAGAGGAGAUCGCCCUCCACAGAGAAAGCGGAUAUCGUUCAAAAACACUGUCAGCGCCUGGUAUGGGUUAUUAUAUGACGACCUACAAGCAACAGUUUAUCUACACUAACACUUUCCUUGGCAAACUGAUCUCAGUUGACUAUGACGGUGAGGUCAUAUUCUCAGUGGAUGUAAAGAGUGGGCGGCCUUAUGGUGUGUGCUGUGACGAUCGGGAUGGGAGCAUCUUUGUUGUUAUAGCUAAGACUUCUACAUCGGAUGAAAUUCAGCAGUACAGUCAUGAUGGCAAGUACAUUGGAAGAAUUAUCAAGGAUUGUGGUCUUCUGUUUGACAUUGCAUUCGCAGCAACUGGGGAACUUGUGGUAAUCACAAACAAAUCUGUAAAAACAUACAGCCCUCACGAAAAAAAAUCAGUAACCAGGAUCUUGUAUGCCUAAAUGAAUCUGUAAGAAUCUACUGCCAUAUUAUAGAGAGACAGAAUUUGGUCUUGAAAAAUAAUCAUCUUAAGAACUGCAUGUAUAAAAAAUACCAACACUUUCAUAGCACCUAAUAAUCAUGUUGACAUGCUCUAGUGCGCUGAACAUGGCACUAGUAAACAAAAAAACAGCAAAUAUAAAAUACCUUGUUUAUAUGUAUCUAUGGUAUGCAAUGUAUAAUAUUGAACUAUUUUUUAUGAUCGCAUGUAAUAGACUGAUAGUUUACCAGUGGGUGUAUUCACGUCACUUGAAGUGAAUAGUAAAUACCAUUAGGCAAUAGGCAUAAAGCAGAGCCCAAUUUCAUAAAGCUGCUAAGCAGAAAAUUCUGCUUAGCAAUUUUCUUGGGUUAAGCAAGAAAUGA